Balaenoptera acutorostrata (minke whale) is the source of this 2124-nucleotide messenger RNA. RefSeq names its product apoptosis antagonizing transcription factor (gene AATF). Bases 143 to 1816 code for a protein of 557 amino acids. The record is from RefSeq and is a predicted model, not a curated record. The transcript is spliced from 13 exons. NCBI's taxonomy places the organism in Eukaryota, Metazoa, Chordata, Mammalia, Artiodactyla, Balaenopteridae. Gene Ontology annotation, biological process: regulation of transcription by RNA polymerase II. Gene Ontology annotation, cellular component: nucleolus; nucleus.
GCCUCCCGGAAGUUGCCGGCCCGGAGCUGGGUGCCCGGCUCUGGGUGUCCCUGGUUGUGCUGGGGCUCAGUCUCUGGGCGAGAGGACUCGGAAGGGGGAGAGCGACAUUCAGUAGUGCGGCGCAGGGCGAGACCUGGUGACAAUGGCGGGGCCGCAGCCUCUAGCGCUGCAGCUGGAACAGUUGUUGAACCCGCGACCGCGCGAGGCGGAUCCUGAGGCCGACCCGGAGGAGGCCACUGCUGCCAGAGUGAUUGACAGGUUUGAUGAAGGGGAAGAUGGGGAAGGUGAUUUCCUGGCGGUGGGUAGCAUUAGAAAGCUGGCAUCAGCCUCCCUCUUGGACACAGACAAGAGGUAUUCUGGCAAGACCACCUCUAGAAGAGCUUGGAAGGAAGACCAUUGGGAGCAGACUCUGCCAGGUUCAUCUGAUAAAGAAAUAUCUGAUGAGGAAGGGUCUGGAGAUGGAGAUUCAGAGGGUCUGGGCCUGGAGGAAUCGGGGGAGGACGCCAUGAGUGCUGAGGAACAGGAGUGUGGUGAUGGUGACAGUAGCCUGGCCUGGAAAAAGAGGAGCAGAGGCCACUCCAGGAAGGCGUCGGGCUUCAGUGUCCAGAGCAUCAGUGACUUUGAAAAAUUUACCGAGGGAAUGGAUGGCCUCGGUAGCAGUGAGGAGGAGGAGGAAGACGAAGAGCGGGAGAGUGGUAUGGAAGAAGGGGAUGGUGAGGAAGACUUCGAAGGUGAGAGUGAGGAAGACAAGGCUGAAGACAGGACCAGUGAGGACGACGGGGUGGUGAUGACCUUCUCUGAGGUCAGAGUUUCCGAGGAAGUGGAGAAAGGCCAAGCUGUGAAGAACCAGAUAGCACUGUGGGACCAGCUCUUGGAAGGAAGGAUAAAGCUACAAAAAGCUCUGCUGACCACCAAUCAGCUUCCUCAACCAGAUGUUUUCCCUAUUUUCAAGGACAAAGGUGGCCCAGAAUUUGCCAGCGCCUUAAAAAACAGUCACAAGGCACUUAAAGCAUUGUUGAGAUCAUUGGUAGAUCUUCAGGAAGAGUUGCUUUUCCAGUAUCCAGACACUAGAUCUCUAGUAGAUGGAACAAAGCCCAAAGCAGAAAGUGAGGAGGAGAUUUCCAGUGAAGAUGAAGAGCUCGUAGCAGAGAAGAAGCAGCAGCAACAGAGGAGGGCCCCAGCAAAGAGAAAGCUGGAGACUGAGGACUACCCCAGCUUCAUAGCGAAGCGCUUCGCCGACUUCACCGUCUACAGGAACCGCACGCUCCAGAAGUGGCAUGAUAAGACCAAGCUGGCUUCUGGAAAACUGGGGAAGGGUUUUGGUGCCUUUGAACGUUCAAUCUUGACUCAGAUUGAUCAUAUUCUGAUGGACAAAGAAAGAUUACUUCGAAGGACACAGACCAAGCGCUCUAUCUACCGAGUUCUUGGCAAACCUGAGCCGGCAGCCCAGCCUGUCCCAGAGAGUUUGCCAGGACAGCCGGAGAUCCUUCCUCAAGCCCCUGCCAGUGCCCACCUGAAGGACCUGGAUGAAGAAAUCUUUGAUGAUGAUGACUUUUAUCACCAGCUCCUUCGAGAACUCAUAGAACGGAAGACCAGCUCCUUGGAUCCCAAUGAUCAGGUGGCCAUGGGAAGGCAAUGGCUUGCAAUCCAGAAGUUACGAAGCAAAAUCCACAAGAAAGUAGAUAGGAAAGCCAGCAAAGGAAGGAAACUUCGGUUUCACGUCCUUAGCAAGCUUCUGAGCUUCAUGGCACCUAUUGACCAUACCACAAUGAAUGAUGAUGCCAGCUCUCCCCGUUUGCUCACCUGUUGGUAUUAACGAUCUUCAUUGGUCAUAUGACAGAGCUGUAUCGAUCUCUUUUUGGCCAACUCAGCCCCCCUGACGAAGGCCACAGGGACUGACGGCGCCCAUCUCCCUCUGGCCCGAGGCCUGAGGCGGGACCUCCACACACCCAGCCCCAAAUAGACGAACUCGGGAAAUCCCGGGAACGUGUGCUGUUCAGAACACGGGCCUGACGAGUGCCCGGAAACCUGGAAUCCAGCAUCUGCGUCACCAGUGCGUCCGUGUGCAAAGGGCUUGCCCCCCACGGCCUUGAACCACCACAAAUAAAGAGUGUUUUUACUGUU